AUGGCGCUUCUUGUGCUCGCUUCGGCUCCGUCCAACCCCGCCGGCUUCGUUGUGCUCGCUUCGGCUCCGUCCAACCCCGCCGGCUUCGGACAGUCCGCUCCGUCGGCUCCCAAAAGGCCUCUUUUUAUCGGGGCUGCCAAACGGCCAAGCGCACGUUUGGUGUCCGCUCCAGCUCCGCUCCGGCUCCGGCUCGUUGUCGGCACGUCCUCUCUGCCUCCGGCUCUUAGGCUCGGCGGCGCAGCAGCGGCAGCCAGGACAAACACGGAACAAUUAGGAGACGAGCUCAAGGUGUUGGGAACAUGGCGGAGCCCAUUCGCUCUACGGGUGAGGCUAGCGCUCAACUUCAAGGGCCUACCAUAUGAGUACUUUGAGGAGGACCUUGACAACAAGAGCGACCUUCUCCUCAAGUCCAACCCGUUCAUUAAGAAGUUGCCCGUUCUCAUCCACAACAACAUCCUGAUAUGCGAGUCACUCGUGAUCUUGGAGUACAUUGAGGAGAAGUUUAGUGAUGUGGGUCCAGCCCUCCUCCCCGUUGACCCCUACGAACGUGCCAUGGCACGGUUCUGGGCCAGGUACAUUGAAGAUAAGCUAGUCGCCCCAUGGUUGAAGAUGUUUAGGGCCAACACAAACGAGGAGAAAGCUGAAUGGAUGAGAGAGACGGUGGAGGCAGUGAAGACGCUGGAGGGGGCGCUCUCCAGAAAAUUAGCGCCCUUCUUCGGUGGUGAUGAUGUCGGGUACGUCGAUGUCGUGCUCUCCGGCAUGAUCGCGUGGAUGCAAGGAACUAAGGCACUUUGUGGUGUCGAACUCCUGGACACAACAAAGACCCCACUCCUAGUGGAAUGGAUGGAGCGCUUCGCUGGGUUGGAAGGUGCUAAGGAGGUUAUGCCGGAUGUGGACAAGUUGGUUGAGUUUGCCAAGAUAAAGCGUGCCAAAAUGAUGGCACUCGAUAAUAAUUAA
Triticum turgidum subsp. durum (durum wheat) is the source of this 957-nucleotide messenger RNA. Lineage: Eukaryota; Viridiplantae; Streptophyta; Magnoliopsida; Poales; Poaceae. The record is from the annotation of a GenBank genome assembly.